GUUUACAAUAUUUGAAAUAUAAAAAAAUGGUUCAUAUGAAAAAAUAUCGAACAUUGAACAUUUUUGGCAAUUAGAGACAAAGUAUUUUUUACAUUUCAAAUAUUGUUAACGAUGUGCUGAUAUUCCAUGAAACGAAAACGAUUAUCCGGCCCUAAAUUGGGACUGAUUUCGGGCCCGAAAUCGGGAAGUUUGGAUGUAAUUGGCGCUUUAACGAGGAAACAUCUGAAACUUGUUUGUCACCGUGAAAUGGAACAUUUGGUCGAUUCGCGACCGUUACCCGGGUAAUUUGAAAACAAAAACACCGAUAAAGUGACACUUUGCUACAAAUGAUAUGUAAUAAAAAUCGGAGAAAAUUGUUGCGAUAUAAUUUUAUAUCAUAAUUGGCUUAAUACUAUUAUGCAGACGCCAGACGCGAACGGUUAUGUCCACGUACAGUGGCCUAGUAAAAGUAUCCCACAUGGCGGUAUAUUUCAUACGCGUACCGUAGAACCUUCUGUAGCACAACAACAAUUUCUGAAAGUUCUUCUCGAAGAAUCAAAAUUGAGCAUCGCCCAACGCCAGAAGCAGGCGUGGGCUUUACGGCAGGAGGACGAGCCUAAGGAACCACGAUGUCUCAGACGGCAAGUGCCCAUGAUUCGGCCGAGCACCUCGCGUCGCCGAUCGCUGUCUGCCAUCAGAGAGUCAGGCGUGUUUGAAAUGGAAGAAUAUAUCCCACUAAAGCGGGGCGAAGACCGCGAGGCAUUGAAAGCCAAGCUUGCCAUGAGCAUGGAACACGGAGACACACCGGAACAGGUGCCUCCGCCGCCACCGCGUAUAGCCAAGCCGAAGCCUCAGCUGCCCACGGUCAAGGAUAAGAGGAAUGAACUGCUUACUCAAAUCCGCGAGCGCGCCGAGUGGCUCGCAGAAAUGGAAGACCUCGGCCACGCAGCCCCCCACCGGGAAAUAGUUCGCGACCAGAUCGCGGAGCGGCUGCGCGCGCUUGAUAGCUUGGGCAUCGACAGCGCGCUCUCGUCAGCACGAUCCUCUGCGCGUUCCAAAGGCUCCGGGUUCAGCAUUAAGGAACAAUACGUAAAGGAUAGUGCGCGCUCUAAGGAGAGCGCCAAAUCUGUACAUUCGAAUCGCUCAACAAAAUCCCAGGAGAAGCAAAAAUCUUCAAGAAGCUCAGCCAAACGUCAUCCAAAGAUGGAAGAGAAUAUUUUGGCUUACAACAAUAUUCCGCCCUUGCAGUACUCACCAAGGAGGAGAGUUUGAGUUUUUGAUUUUAUUUAAAUGUUUUUUACAGUCAGCACCAGUAGUUUUAUUGUGAGCUGUACUGGAAAUUGAUAAAUUAUUCGCUGAGGACUCGGCAGUGCUUCCGCCAAGUCCAGAAUUACAUUUUGUAUUAGGCCAAUAAUUCAACAUUAGGCGACAGACACACACAGAGCGAGCAUACGAGCGAGGUAAUUUCGGAGGUGCUCUCAGGCGAGGAAAAUGCGCGCGCCGCCUCGGCCAAGGCACGUCUACACUGGCCGUUUUAUGCGCGAGGAAAUUGCCUCGCGCGUAUGCUCGGUCUGUGUGGAACCGCCUAAUUAAUAAUGUUACUUUAUAUGUAGGUAAGGUGCAAAUUUCUUGAUUUAGUUAUUAUUUUGGUUUUUACAUUAACAUUAUGAUGACUAAGGCAUUGAAAGUCAAAAUUAAUAAAAAGCAUCUUAUAAAACAA
This is a messenger RNA of Cydia pomonella (codling moth), 1699 nucleotides long. RefSeq names its product UPF0193 protein EVG1 homolog. Lineage: Eukaryota; Metazoa; Arthropoda; Insecta; Lepidoptera; Tortricidae. The record is from RefSeq and is a predicted model, not a curated record. The transcript has 5 exons. Bases 397 to 1251 code for a protein of 284 amino acids.